This is a messenger RNA of Geodia barretti, 430 nucleotides long. The record is from the annotation of a GenBank genome assembly. Lineage: Eukaryota; Metazoa; Porifera; Demospongiae; Tetractinellida; Geodiidae.
CAGGAUACAGUCCCACAUAGACCGUGUCUCUCACUGAGAUGUCAGUAUCAUCAUGGACAGCACCAGUUGGAAUAUCACAGCGAUAGAUCCCAGUUGAUAUCACCACUUCCACGAAAUACCAAUCUAGUUCCAUCAGGGAAGUACCAGUCUCCACGAUGAGCACCAUCACCACUAGUACAACAUGUGGGCAGGUCAGUGAUACACUGAACACCUUCACCACCAUCAACAAUGUCAGGUCUCCCCACUUGACUGAUGUCGACAUAGGAAUGGUUGGCCAGAGUCUGGCUCAUGAAGGAGACAUAAGGAACAGUCUGAGAGUGGACCUCCACCAGAGACCAGAGGAGACUCAACAGAGACACAAUUCUCAUCAUUGAUCUGUUGCACAUCACUCACACCACCGACUGAGCAACUGAGUUAACGCAGGCUGAUA